UCCAUCUCCAAGACCUCGCGAUUUCGAAGCUCUCAUGAUUGCCCGCUGACAACCAUCGAAUAUACGAAGAUAUUAUACCGAAGCUUUUGGGGUGUCCAAUUCCACUCCGCGAGAAUGGCGAACCCUCCGCAGCAGACGUAUAUCCCUAGCAAAAUCGUCCCGUCCGAAUACCCCCUCAUCGACAAUGACCCACAUUUCAAGAGGGUGGUAGGCUAUGCCCGCACAUCAGACUACGUGCACGGCGCCGUAGCCGCGGCGGCAGGUCCGGGCUUGCUUUGGACGAUGGAGAGAUUCUCACCUUCGCACGUUGGCCGGGGCGGUUUUGCGAGAGCCAUGCGCUUGGCUGGACUAAUUGGAGCGAUGGGUGGAUUCCUAUAUUUCUACCAGCGAUCGAGUCUGCGGUUCUACGGCAUGUCGGAGAACGCCCGUGAAGUGGAGUUGGACAUGCGGGAGAUGGUGGACAAAGUCAAAGCAGGAGAGCCACUAUACGGCCAGAGCAGCCUAACACCGCACAUGCAGGGCGUCGCGGCCCGUCAGUCGCGGUACUCUGCCCUUUUCACUGCGGUGCUGCCCUGGUUUAACUUUGUCAACCACAACCAGCACGGUGUAGAUACAGCAAAGUACUACCGACGAGCAGAGCAGGAGCUAGAGGCUGAGCGUCUCGGUAAGAGCAGUUCGUAAACAGCAACGGUCACACCUGUGAAGAAAAAAGCUCCUAUUACGUGUACAUAUACCGACGUUUAUCAGCUACUAAGUAGCUAGACCUCAGGGA
Molecule: messenger RNA, 772 nt
Organism: Daldinia loculata
Lineage: Eukaryota; Fungi; Ascomycota; Sordariomycetes; Xylariales; Hypoxylaceae
Product: NADH-ubiquinone oxidoreductase complex I, 21 kDa subunit-domain-containing protein
Exons: 4
Coding region: 115-681 (188 amino acids)
Source: RefSeq, a predicted model, not a curated record